UCGUCCCUCCCUCCAGAAAUUGGAAAACCCUAAAACUAGAAUUCCUUUUCAUGGUUUUUCCAUUCAGAAGAUUGAAGAUGAUUCACUGAAGUAGGUGAAUAGCUCAGGCAAUGGGUUUAUUAACUUUCUUAAGCGGCGAUGGAGAACGGACGGAAGAAAGGGAACCUAAACGGUACAUUCGUUUCCAAUGGAGGAUUUAAGAAAUCAUAAGCAAGAUUGAAAUUGCGAGUUAACUCGCCUGUUUGACAGCCAUGCUACAUGGGAUUCAACUUUCUGUAGAGAUUAAAGCAAACGGAGAUGAUAUCCAGAACCACUGCAGCCGCCAGAGGAGCUAUUUUCCACCGGCUUCUCUUCAACUUCUCUACCCGGACACGCCGCAUUGAUUGGGUUUGCUCAUUUCUUUCAAUCUCCUCCAUUAAUUUCCAGUCUUAUACAUCAUCUCCCAAAGAACAUCUCUUACCACUACCAAUAUCUUCAGUUAAAGCUUCUGGGUUUGUAAGAGCGGUGACCCUUAGAUGUUCAUAUAUAUGGGACAAGAAAGAUGAAACCCUUACAAACCCUUCUCUUAAACUCUUACUUUUAGAACUCUGUAACAUGUGUCCAGAGAUUGCUCGAAGCUACAUUCGGUAUUCAUUGCUGAAACCAGAUGAUAUCCUUGAAUUGUUGCUUGGAUUUCAAUCUGACGUGGGGAAGUUUGAGAUUGAAGUGAAAAAGGCUAAUUGUUUGUGGGCAAUUUUUAAGUGGGCUGAUGAUCAAUCUAGGGAUUUCAUACACCUCUCUCAAUCCUGCAAACUUAUGUACCAAAGAUUCAUCCAAGUUGGAUUGGUUAGGGAGCUCGAGUGUCUGCAAUCCAGAAUGAACAGCAAAGGAAUUCCGUUCGAUAGUAAUGAACCACUAGAUUAUCUAGUUGAAUAUUACGUCAGGGAUGGAGAACUAGAUCGUUCUAUAUCAACGUAUGAUCGAUUCAAGAGUCAAGGUCUUGUCCCUUCACUGUCUUGUUACAAUCUGCUUCUUAAAUUCCUGAUUCAAGGAAACAAAACCCGAAUGGCAGUUCGUGUUUUUAUCGAUAUGCUGGAGAAUGGAUUUGGGAUUGGAGAAAUAAGUGAUGUGGAUAACGUCAUUCUAUUACUUUGCAAGGAUGGAAGCAUUCAGGAGGCAAGAUCUCUUGUGAGGAAGGUAAUGGCAUUUGGAACAAAACCUAGUGAAGUGAUUAUUGAUGCCAUUGCCAUUGGAUAUUGUGAGAAGAAAGAUUACGACGAUUUACAUAGUUUCUUUAGAGAAAUGGGGAAUCCACCUAGCGUGGCAGUAGGCAACAAGAUUAUAUAUUCUUUGUGCAGUAAUUCGGACAUAGAAACAGCUAGUUCCUUCUUGCGAGAAUUGGAGAGCAUAAAUUUUCAAGCUAAUGAAAUAACUUUUGGUAUUUUAAUUGGUUGGAGCUGUCAAGAAAGAGAUUUGAAGAAUGCUUUGAUUUCUUUAUCAGAAGCUCAAUCGAGAAAACUGAAACCUAGCUUAUACUCUUACAAUGCUUUGAUUGGUGGCAUUUUCCGUGAAGGCAUAUGGGAAAAUGCCAAGCAGAUCCUUGACGAAAUGCACGAUGUAGGAAUUACCCCAAAUUUAUCGACUUUCAGGAUUCUCUUAGCAGGCUAUUUUGAAGCUAAACAGUUUGAUGAAGUGAUAACAUUGGUGGGUAAGAUGGCUGAACUUGGUCUCACUAGGCUAUCCUCUAUCGACGAUCCCUUAUCGAAAGCGUUUGUUCUUCUUGGGCUCGAUCCAGUUAAAGUGCGAAGGGAUAACCAUAAGGGAAAAGCAGAGUUUUUUGAUAAUCUUGGCAACGGACUUUAUCUGCAUACAAAUUUUGCUAUUUAUAAGAAAACAGUGGGUGAUGUUUUCAGGGAUUCAAUCUUUCCGGAUUUUAACUCUCUUAUAAUUAACCAUUGCUCCGAUGGAAAUCUCUCAACUGCGCUCGAGAUUCUCAAUGAAAUGCCACAAUGGGGUCAGGAGCUGUCGGCUUCUUCUUUAUCGAGUUUGCUGAAAUCACUUUGUACAAAGACAAUUGCCAAUCUCUUGGAUAAAAACAAUAGCAUGCUGAAGGUGGUUAAUGAACUCGAUCAAGAAACCUUAAACCUGCUUGUUCAAUCACUCGCCAAAGAGGGUUUCACACAUAAAGCCAUGAUCGUCCUCGAAGGAAUGCUGCAACGACGUUUAAGAGUCGACAGCAAGACAUAUAACUCCCUUAUCAGUAGUUUAUGCAAGAGAGGAAAAUCGAGGGCUUUCCGGAAUUUAUGGGAGAUUGCACGUAAAGACGAAUGGAUCCCUACAACAGAUAGUAACGUUCUUAUGAGAUGUCUUUGUCGCAAAAGAUUUAUUCCGGAAGCAAUUGAGCUUCUCUCUAUCGCGAUGGAUUCCGCAGUUUGUCUUUCUUUAGUCGAAAACUUGUGCAAUGUUGGAUUUACCGAAGUUGCAGUUAUAGUUAUUGACGAGCUUCGAAAGAAUGGAUUCGUCUUUCAGGAGGAAGAGGUUUACGACAGUUUAAUAACAGGUUUCUGUAAUGAGAAAAGCUUUUCGAAAGCUUUUACGAUGCUCAAUGUUGCGCUUGAUACGGAGUGGGUUCCGCAGAUGGAUACUCUCCUUCGUUUGAUUCCCGAGUUACACCAAGCUAAUCACGAUCACAAUCGAUUUACUCAGUAUUUGAAAUCGGUUGUGUUGAACGAGCAGUCAGUUUCUUUACAUUGUGGUUUGAUGAAUUAUUUCGGUAAGAUGGGGAUGGUCAAGGAAAUGACUAAUGUUUUUCAAAACAUUUUAUCGAAGGGUCUUGUUAUGGAUUCCGAGGUUUACAAUGAUUUAGUCCAAGGUUAUUGUCGAGGUAAUGACUUCACGAAAGUUAGGGAAGUGAUCGGCAUUUUGAUUAGAAAUAAAAUCGAUAUAUCGAUUGAGAGUUUCAGAAAACUCGUCCGCUUUAUGUGCUCGAAUGAGAAGGCGGCUAUGGCUUUCAAUAUGAAAGAGCUUAUUAUCCGUGACAACCUCGUUUUCUAUAAUGUUCUUAUUUUCUAUCUUUUGAAAACGGGAAAUAGUUGGUUAGUUGAUUCAUUGCUAGACGAGCUUCAAGAAAAGGAAAUUCAGUUUGACAGUUACACUUACAAUUUUCUCCUCUUCGGUCAUCCCAAAUGCAAGGACACGGCUUGUUCAUUGGAUUAUUUGGUUACUGUGAUACAAAAAGGUUAUAAACCGAGUGAUCGUAAUAUUAGGAACUUAAUUAUCCGCCUAUGCGAAAAUAGAGAUCUCAAGAAGGCUAUGAACUUAAGCCGGGAAAUGGAGCUACGAAAUUGGAUUCAUCCUUCGACUGUACAAAAAUCUAUAGUCGACGUUCUUUUCAAACAAGGAAAACUCGAGGAAGGUUUGAGAUUUCUCGAUCAAAUGUUUAUCAAAGGACUAAUACCCAACAACAUUAAUUACGAUACACUGAUUAAAAGGAUUUGUUCGAUUGGAAGAACAGAUAGGGCGGUAAAUCUUUUGAACAUAAUGUUGAAGAAAGGAAAUGUACCGAAUUCGGAGAGCUAUGAUGCAAUAAUCCAACAACUCGUUUCUCGUGAUCAACUUGACGAAGCUCUAGAUUUCCAUGCUGAAGAGUUGGGUAGAGAAAUGAAGCCAAGUAAGAUAACAUGGCAUAUGUUAAUUCAACGGUUGUGCGUGAAAAGGCGAACUGAAGAAGCCGAAAGACUUUUGAAUAUGAUGGUUGAAAUUGGGGAAAUUCCGAGUGAGGAGAUGUAUACCUUUGUGAUUAGAAAUUAUUGCGGAAAUAAUAACAUUGUUCGAGCAUCGGUUGUUUUAAAAGCGAUGCAACAACACGGUUAUGAGCCUAAUUUUGGGACUCAUUGGUCUCUUAUAAGAAACCUAAGCAAUUCGAACAAGGAUGAUAAUAGGAGUUCCGAAAGGCAACCUUUUCUAUCGAAUCUUCUUUCGAAAAGUGGAUUCGGUCGAAGGAUUUUUGGCCGUGACGAAACUCAAUGAAGGUGACAAGGGCCGGCCUGAAAUUGCUGUAAAUCAUCCUCUCUACUAAAUGAUUUUUACUUAAAUUCAUGAUUUGGGUGAUUGUUAUUGGGAUUUCCUCCUGAUUUUGUUAUUUGCUACAAGAAGACUGUUUCUUUCUGGG
Molecule: messenger RNA, 4150 nt
Organism: Impatiens glandulifera
Lineage: Eukaryota; Viridiplantae; Streptophyta; Magnoliopsida; Ericales; Balsaminaceae
Product: pentatricopeptide repeat-containing protein At5g15280, mitochondrial
Exons: 3
Coding region: 298-4008 (1236 amino acids)
Molecular function (GO): protein binding
Source: RefSeq, a predicted model, not a curated record